AUGGUCAAACGCUGUGCUUUAUGCGGAGUUGUGGACAACAUCGAUGACGUUUCCGUACACAGAUUUCCAACUGCCGUACAUCGUCGUAUUGAGUGGGUGGCAUUUGUGGUGGACCAUGGUUUUCCCGUGAACCAAACAUCUCAGCUGUGUUCGAGGCAUUUCGUCCCCGGUGUCGACUACGCUGUGGGAAACGCGCGGCGCCGCCGUCUGUGGCCCACGGCAGUGCCUUCUUUGGUGCUUGGGGAUGUCGAGAUGGAAGAAAGGGAGGACGUGGAGGUCGUCGGCGUCCCAGUGGAGGGUGUGGAGUACGUGGAAGUCGUUGGCGUCCCAGUGGAUAUAGGGAAUGAUGUGGAAGGAGUGGAGGUGGUGGAGGACGUGGAAUUUGUUGAGGUACAGAUGGACGGAGGGGAUGACGUGGAAGUGGUAGAAGUGCAGAUGGACGAAGUGCAAGCGGAACUGGAGUUUGUGGACAUGCUCGACGAGUUGCAGCCAGACGUCGACGAAGAGGUCAGUAAAUAUUUCCGACCACUUGCCGUGGGUGAACAACCCCGAGGGCGUGCGCCAAUAAUUGACAGGCAGGCAGGCGUGACACACCCGCUUCCAGAGCAGCACAACGCGGGCGCGUUAAACAGAAUCUGCACACAGUGUAACGCCCGCCACUUCGAAGGCGAGGUUGUGGGCCGGGAUGCCAAUAGGCACUUCUCCACUUGCUGUAACAACGGUCAAGUGACCGCUGCAGGACAGCACGCGUUGUUGCCCGCCCCUUUUUUACUAAUGAGUUUGUUGAUUGGAGAUUCACAGGAUGGUCGUAGAUUCCGAGACGACAUCCGCCGGUACAACAACGCCCUGGCAUUCGCUGCGUUUAGCUGUGGCACAGACGACAGGCGUUUGCGAGGGCGUGGACCGCGAACGAUGUGUAUCCAAGGCCAAACUUAUCAGAGGAUAAAUAAUGACGUGGCCGUUGACCGAGUAGAUGCCAACUACUGUCAGUUGUAUUUCCUCGAGUCCGCAGAGGCCAACGCCCGCCGCGUUGGGAUGGCUCUGCAGAGAAAUCAUCGUGAACUGUCUGUAGUUGUGAUGGGACUAUUGGACGGUUUUCUGCGGGACGUAAAUCCGUACGCAAUGGCUUUUAAGAACAUGCGUGAGGUGUGGCUGGCAGAAAGAGACCUAGCCGACGCCGAUCCUGCAGGUGUGCGACCUAGGCCAGUGACGAUGCAUUUUGUCCGAGAUGCGGCCCGGGACGACGGGCGAAACAACCUGCCUACCGCAAACGAAGUUGCGGCCGUGUUCGUAGGCGAAGGGGGUCGUCCGCCAAGAGACAUUAAUCUGGUCAUCUACGAUACGAAUCCAAUCAACCCGCAACACAGGAUGCAAACCAUACCAGCGGGUUAG
Metopolophium dirhodum (rose-grain aphid) is the source of this 1392-nucleotide messenger RNA. RefSeq lists its product as uncharacterized. Bases 1 to 1392 code for a protein of 463 amino acids. The record is from RefSeq and is a predicted model, not a curated record. NCBI's taxonomy places the organism in Eukaryota, Metazoa, Arthropoda, Insecta, Hemiptera, Aphididae. The transcript has 5 exons.